Helobdella robusta is the source of this 852-nucleotide messenger RNA. RefSeq lists its product as hypothetical. Lineage: Eukaryota; Metazoa; Annelida; Clitellata; Rhynchobdellida; Glossiphoniidae. The transcript is spliced from 7 exons. The coding region runs from base 1 to 852 and encodes 283 amino acids. Gene Ontology annotation, molecular function: S-adenosylmethionine-dependent methyltransferase activity. The record is from RefSeq and is a predicted model, not a curated record.
AUGUCGGAUUUAUUUUUAGAAGCCGAGCACGCGGAGUUGUACCGUAAAUACCGACCUCGGUAUCCAAAGGAAAUAUUCGAGAUAAUCGAUCGAAAGUUGACUGAAAGUACCGCUAAACUGCCUGACGGUCUGAAAGAAAAAUACAAGAGAAACCGGGAAGGCAGAUGGAAGAGGGCAUUGGAUGUUGGUUGCGGCACUGGACAGGCAACACUCAUGUUACUGGAUUCCGUACAGGAAAUAGUCGGCCUCGAUUCAAGUGACUCUCAGAUUCAUCAAGCUAAAAUUGAAUGUGGAGAUAAGGACGCAAGUCGAGUUACAUUUUUGUGUGAAGAUGCGUUGAAAAUAUCAGAAGCGUUUGAAGAAGACAGUAUAGAUUUGAUACUGGUCUGCCAAGCAAUACAUUGGUUUGAUAGGGCGAAUUUUUUUAGAGAAUGUUUGAAGGUUCUAAGACCAGGAGGGGUUCUUGCCCUGGUAGGUUACGGGCUGCCUUUUUUCAAUGACGAAGUCAUUGAUAAAUUAAAUAGGGAGUACAUUGACGAAUCGCUGAAAGACUCGCCGAUUAGAUCGACCAUUGAUGAUAAAUAUGCCGAAGUUAUAAAGGAACUGAGAUGCGUGUUUCCGUGUGUUGAGAGAGACGACAGUAUAGUUCAAAACUUAGAUUCUACAGUUGACGAAUACGUUGGCUACCUAAGCACCUGGAGCAAUUACAGAACCUACAAGAGAACCAACCCACCUUAUCCAGAUGUUCUCGAAGUUUUCAGGCAAAAAUUGCAGAAAUGCGUUCCAGGCGAUGCCAUUUUGAAGAGAAAAUUCGAUUUUUUCAUCGUUUUUGGCAUUAAAUCUUUAAAAUAA